UUAUCAGCAUACAUCAGCAACCAGGCGAGAAAUUAAAAACCUACAUGGCACGCUUCAGCAAGAUGGCGGUGCAGUUGGAGGAUGAAAAUCCAGAUGUCUGUUUGGCGUCAUUCAAAAAUGGCCUUCGGGCGGGAGAUUUAAAUAGAGACUUAACAAGGCGACCGGCGAAGGAUAUGAUGGAUCUUCGCGCUCGUGUUCAAGAGUUCAUAUUGAUCGAGCAAGAUGAUCAGAAGAAACAAGAAAGAGAGGAAGGACGCAAGCAGUCUCAAUCUGGCGGUGUUUCACAGGACAAAUCUAAGGCGGGGAAGGAAACCAGGAUAGCGCAAACCCCCCGUGUACCAAGACCGGGACCAUACCAAAACUCUAAACCUGGCUUUCAAAAUACAUGGCACAGAAAUUCACAAGGUCCCACUGCUGCCACAGCUGGUCAGCCUGGUGCUUCGCCAACGCCAGUCCCACUUACUAAGUUGAAUGCACCCUUCAGUACCAUUUUAAGGGCGGUUGGGCAGACCAACGUUGUGCAGUACCCACCACCCCCACGGCGGCCGCCAGCUAACGUGGACACCAAUAGGUGGUGCGAGUACCACAAGGCGUUGGGGCAUACGACAGAUAAUUGCUGGAAUUUAAGGCGGGAAAUUGAUCGCUUGAUUAAAGCUGGCCAUUUGGCAAACUUUGUUAAAGACACAGCAGCGCCGGAGGUAGCUAAAAUCACUCAAGGGGACAAAGGCAAAGGUAAAGAGAUAGUUGAAGAGUUGGGCGAUCCUGUUGGGGAAUGCUCAUCUAUUGCAGGAGGAUUUGGCGGGGGUGCAAUUUCAAGUAAGGCUAGAAAACGCUACGUGGCGGCAGUACACUCAGUACAGGAGUCGAACGAAGGCGAGUGUUGGGUGAAUCAUUCCCCUAUUAUAUUUACCCCUCAGGAUUUCGCGCAUGUAAUUCCCCAUGACAACGAUCCAAUUGUGGUAACAAUUAGGGUUAACAAUUAUGUGACAAAGAAAGUAUUCUUAGACCAGGGAUCUUCGGCGGAUAUCAUCUAUGGAGACGCCUUUGAUCGCCUGGGACUAAAGGAAUCAGAUUUGAAACCAUACAGGGGAACUUUGGUGGGAUUCACAGGAGACCGUGUCAGUGUGCGGGGAUACGUCGAAAUUCCGACUGCCUUUGGAGAAGGAGAGUUUGUCAAGAAGUUUCAAGUAAAGUACUUAGUAUUGGCGUGUAGAGCCAAUUACAACGUACUCUUGGGGCGAGACACCCUCAACAAGGUCUGCGCGGUCAUCUCAACUGCUCAUUUAACUGUUAAAUAUCCCGCCUGCAACGGGAAGGUCGGGAUAUUGCGUGUAGACCAGAAUGCAGCAAGGGAAUGCUAUUUGAGAAGCGUGGCGCUCUAUGGGCGAAAGGCCGCCAAGGAGAGCCAUCGAAUUACAGAAAUCUUCCCACAAGAAGGAUUUAGCUUGGACCCAAGAGAUGAUGCUGAUGAUUUUCGCCCACAACCGCUGGAAGAAACCAAGCAGGUGCAAGUCAAGGACAAGUUUCUAAAGAUUGGCAGUGGUUUGACAACAGAACAAGAGGACAGACUAAUCACCCUUCUGGGUGAUAAUCUAGAUCUCUUCGCAUGGACCAUCAAUGAUGUACCAGGGAUUGAUCCCAAGGUGAUCACUCACAAACUAGCCAUACGACCAGGGGCGACCCCGGUCAUCCAACCAAGGCGAAGAAUGAGUGAAGAAAAGAACAAGGCUGUACAAUUAGAGACUGAAAAAUUGAUCAAGGCCCGCUUCAUCCGUGAGGUACAGUACCCAACGUGGCUCGCCAAUGUUGUAAUGGUCAAGAAGGCCAAUGGGAAAUGGCGAAUGUGCACGGACUACACGAGCCUGAACAAAGUGUGUCCCAAAGAUUCGUACCCACUUCCCAAUGUUGAUAAGCUUGUGGAUGGAGCUUCAGGGAAUGAACUUUUAAGUCUCAUGGACGCUUAUUCGGGCUAUAAUCAGAUUAUGAUGCAUCCCUCGGAUGAGGAAAGUACAGCAUUUAUGACCAAUCAGGCGAACUAUUGUUACAAGACAAUGCCUUUUGGUUUGAAGAAUGCAGGAGCUACGUACCAACGACUCAUGGACAAAAUUUUUUCAAAGCAAGUAGGCAGGAAUAUGGAGGUGUAUGUGGAUGACAUGAUUGUAAAAUCCGCCAGGGCUAGUGAUCAUGGUGGCGACCUUAAAGAAGCGUUUGAUCAGUUAAGAACAUAUCAAAUGAAGUUGAAUCCUGAGAAGUGUUCUUUUGGGAUCCAGGGAGGAAAGUUCUUAGGAUUUAUGUUAACAUCAAGAGGAAUAGAAGUGAACCCAGAUAAGGGAAGGGCGAUCUUGGAGAUGAAAAGCCCAACAAGUGUAAAGGAGGUUCAGCGUUUGAGAUGUGGGGAUGAUAGUCAUGCAUGGAUGGAUGGAUGGAUGGUUGAUGGUAUGAAUAUCAUAUGGAGUACAUGGUACAUCUUGACUCGUAAGGAUGAGAAUAGAAGUAUGAACUGUCAAAAAAUAUUUAUUGGGAAAGACAAUUACAAUUUCUAA
Molecule: messenger RNA, 2543 nt
Organism: Lotus japonicus
Lineage: Eukaryota; Viridiplantae; Streptophyta; Magnoliopsida; Fabales; Fabaceae
Exons: 3
Coding region: 45-2543 (832 amino acids)
Source: RefSeq, a predicted model, not a curated record